AUGUGGAUCUUAAUGAUAUUAAAUAUUUUCACCGCAAUUCAAAACUCAAAUGCAAGAGACUGUGCUUGCGCACUGCAAACAGAACAGAUUCUGAACGGUGAUGCAGGUUUCGUGGGAACAGCAUUGAUCGGAGAGUGUUUCGAUGUCCUUCUCCACACAAACGCUACCUGGCAGCAUAUACAAUACCACCAUCAGAGUGCCUGGAUAUCCAUCUCAUCUGUAGAAAUACGGGACUGUGACAGUACUGUUCCAACAACCACCCCAGGUUCUGUGGAUCCUACUGCAGUCAGGCCGUCCCCCCAGUUACCGGGGUGUCCUCAUAUCAUUACCCGCGCUGAUUGGGGCGCCAUGCCGCCUUCUCAUGCCAUGACGCUGUUAACAGAAAAACCGAAGCUAGUAAUUAUACACCAUGGCGCAACCAGCCCAUGUUCCACACAAACCGAGUGCUCAAAGCGAGUGCGCGCAUAUCAAACUUUUCAUAUGUCAGCGCCACCUGCUGGACGAGGCUGGUGGGAUGUUGGAUACAACUUCAUGGUGGGGGAGGACGGGAACGUGUAUGAGGGGCGUGGCUGGGAUCAGGUGGGAGCUCACGCUUAUGGCUACAAUUCCGUCAGUUUAGGCAUCUCUUUUAUUGGUGAUUUCCGUGAAAGACUUCCUAAUGCAAAUGCCAUCCGCGCCGCGCAGGCGCUGAUAAGAUGUGGUGUGGAUAACGGAAAGAUAAUCGGGAACUACAAACUUAAAGGCCAUCGUGACGUAGGAAAUACAGAGUGCCCGGGGCAGACACUGUACGAAUAUAUUCAGUCAUGGCCUCAUUAUAACAUUCACUGACUACACAAAAAUCACAGUGCGCAGGGGCAUUGAAAACAUCAAAUAAUGUAAAUUUUUGAUAAUUUUUUCUUGUAUAAAAUCAUUUAUUUUGUUAGUCAGAAACAUAUUUUGAUUUUUACCGUAAUGCUUUACGUAAAAGCAGUAGAGUCAUUAAAAUCUUCUGAUUUCCUUCGGAAAACCUCAAA
Saccostrea cuccullata (small rock oyster) is the source of this 1013-nucleotide messenger RNA. Its product is annotated as peptidoglycan recognition protein 1-like. The transcript is spliced from 5 exons. Gene Ontology annotation, molecular function: zinc ion binding; N-acetylmuramoyl-L-alanine amidase activity. Gene Ontology annotation, biological process: peptidoglycan catabolic process. Lineage: Eukaryota; Metazoa; Mollusca; Bivalvia; Ostreida; Ostreidae. Bases 1 to 828 code for a protein of 275 amino acids. The record is from RefSeq and is a predicted model, not a curated record.